Echinococcus granulosus is the source of this 498-nucleotide messenger RNA. RefSeq lists its product as hypothetical. The transcript has a single exon. NCBI's taxonomy places the organism in Eukaryota, Metazoa, Platyhelminthes, Cestoda, Cyclophyllidea, Taeniidae. The record is from RefSeq and is a predicted model, not a curated record. The coding region runs from base 1 to 498 and encodes 165 amino acids.
AUGGCCACCAACAAGAAGUACACAGGAAUUCCCUCUCCAGGCGGACGCCAAGUGAUUAUCGCUGUUGACGGUUCGGACCACGCAAAACAUGCCUUCCGCUGGUACCUCCAAUGUGCUCGAAUGCCGGAGGAUGGUGUUACCUUUCUCCAUAUCUUUGAGGCACCGUCGUUAAAUGUUUUCAGUCUCACCAAUCCCGGUUCGGUACCAGUGGAGGAAUGGGGCCGUAGACUUCGUGAUAGAGUCGAAAAGGCACGACGACUGGAAGAGGACUAUUUAGCCGAGGGCCAAGCUGCAUCCCUGAACUGCGCCUUCUUGAGUAAACCUGCCGAGAAGAUUGGGGAGGGCAUCAUACGCAUUGCUCAAGAGAUGGACGCUCACCUGAUUAUCAUGGGAACGCGGGGACUGGGUCCGGUCUCUCGUGCUCUCCUUGGCAGUGUUAGCGAUUUUGUCAUUCAUCAAGGAGUGGUUCCGGUCACUGUGGUGCCCAAUCCAAAUUAA